AUGGAUAUUUUGCAGCAGCUACGCUGCCGAAUCAGAGCGGCCAAAGUCGAUGCGGCUGGACAGGUCGGGCGAUGUUUUAUUCCCGAGGGCUCCAUUGAAGGACUUCUGCCGCGGGAUGACAUUGCCACAGCCUUGCAGAAAGAGGACUUUCAGAUACCCUUCCACAAGCGCCAGACAACCGCUGAUCUAAUCGUCGAGGAAGGAAGACUGAUAUUUGCAAUACUGCUGGAAACGAACCUGGAAUUUAAGCUUCCGCACCUUCUCGAGCAACGGGUAACGGACAAGCGGUUACCCCUUGACGAGUCACGCUCACGCCAAAUCUUCGAAGAAAACGCCUCGCACUUCUUCAAUAACCAAUGGUCCUUCCUGCCAUAUAAAUUUCGCAGAUUUGCAUUCCACAACCAACUCCAAAAAGAAGAAGUGUUACCAUACAUUGAGGAGAAUCAAAUUGGCGGGGGUGGAUUCUCCACCGUCUAUAAAGUACGGAUCCAUCCUAAACAAGAUGAGCUGCAUGAGUCUUCUCCAGCGAGCGGCUACCGUAUUCGGAAGAGGCUUGAUGUUCGCAGCAUCAAGGGCCCAAAAAUCGAAGAAUCCGAACUGCUCUUUUUGCUCGGGGCGCUCGAGCACAGGAACAUCGUCAAGCUCCUCGCCGCAUACACACAAGACGGUACCCCGAGCUUGAUCUUUGAGCCAGCCGAUUGCGAUCUUCGUGACCUUUUGAAAAUGGAACGCAGACUUCCCGUAUUUGCCCAAGAUUCCUCGAUCUUCAAAGCUCUGCACGGGCUUGCCAGCGGCAUAAAGCACCUCCACAACUUUAGUCUGAUCUCAAUGAUGCAGCAAUCUCCAUCGGACAUGCCCCCUCGAAAGGGAUGUCAUUACGACUUAAAACCAGCCAAUGUCCUCGUCCGUGGGGCCGACUUUGUCCUAGCCGAUUUCGGCCUUUCAAGGCUCAAGCCGCUUGACGAAGACUCAAAAACCCCGUUCCGCGGAGCAACGCGAGAAUACGGCGCGCCCGAAUGCGAGGACCCCGAAACAUUUGAGAAGGGAAUGAUCGGGCGAGCCUCGGAUAUCUGGUCUCUCGCAUGUAUCAUGCUGGAGGUCUUGACGUACGUGGAGAAGGGAUCAAAGGGCGUCGAGUGCUUCCGAGGCGCGCGAGUGUAUCAGGGGACAUACGGGAAGCUCUCCGCCUUCCACAAAGACAGGCAGGAACAUCCUGCUGCCGAGGAGCAAGUUACGCUGCUUCGCACCACCUCGGGUCGUGAGCCGCCCUUGUUGGACACGUAUUCGUUUCUACGAAACAUGCUCUCCCUCGACCCAGAGGCCAGACCGCUAGCCGAGGCUGUCCAGAUGCAGCUGUCCAAAGCCGCGUUGCAGGUAAUACUGGGCGAGAUCUUACAGAUCUUAAGUGAUCACGUUGAGACUUCCAGGAAUCCGGAACAUACGUGGGUAUUCCGAGCCAGACUACAACUCGAGCUGAACCGUCUUCGUGCAUGGAGCGGCACGGGUGGACUGCUUCGACUUGAAACGGGAUUUGAGCACACACAGCGUAUCGAAAUCAGCCAGUUCGAGGACGUUUUUGCCUAUUUCAAGACGACGAUUGCGGCACUGCCUCGCGCUGAAGGAUCAUCGGCCUCGAAAAGUAUGCUUCAAGACCGGGAAGACUGUGUUAUUGCAUCCCUGUACCAGCUCAACAACCACCUCUAUACUGUAUUGUCAAACGAGCAAAAGAUCAUGGCAGACUCUCUAUUUGCCAGCCUGAUCACCGCGACCGACGACAACAAUGUUUUAGUCGGUAUCAAGAACGCAGCGGGCCACACGUCCACGCCUCAGUACGAGAAUGCCGGAGCCUUGGCCGCAAUGAAGUACAUGGCCAUCCUCUACUCCAAAGGCCAGGAUGUGCCUGGUCCAACCGCCAGACUCGAUCCCGCUCUCUUCACGCCAGAUGGGGACUCAGAUGCCGAGCAUAUCCGGCCUCGACCGUAUUGGUACGAUUACGACCUCGGGCAGAGAAGAAAGGUGCACGUGGAGCUUAUCGGCUACGGAAAGAAGUGGACAAAGGACGUCAACAGCGAGGACUUCAAGCGCAACGGCGAAGCCAUCUUUUCCCGCAUCCAAAAACUUGCUGCCUUGAUGAGGGACAAUCCUCGUCCAGAGGAAUUUUGCGCAUUGAAGUGCAUCGGCGCCUACCACAACGCACAGGAUAGAUGCUUUGGCAUUGUGCACGAGGUUCCACAGCAGAAUCAGUAUUCUGUGCGACUCCGCCACCUGCUUAAAGACCGCAAGGCCAAGGUGCGCGCACGCCAGCCUGACAUGGACGAGAAGUGCCGUCUGGCGUACAAGCUCGUGUCGUCGGUCAACAAGCUCCACCUCUCAGGAUGGCUUCACAAAGCCAUAAACUCAUCCAAUGUCAUCUUCGUCCACCCUUCCAGGGACUCUUGGGAAGGUCUUGGAUAUGAUGAGCCCUACAUCAUUGGCUUCGAUCACAGCCGUGAAGAUGAGCUGAAUGCCUACACAGAAGGCCCAUCGGAAAACAUGAAGACCGAAUACCAGCACCCGCUCUACCAGUCAGGGACUGUGCCUUUCUGCAAAGCCUUCGAUCGCUAUUCACUGGGUCUGCUGCUUCUCGAAAUCGGGCUUUGGGCUCCAAUCAGCAUGAUCUACUCUGAGCGCAGCGAGGCUUCUCCAGACGACCUCAGCAAGACAUAUAUGCGGUAUUGCGAAGAGAAGCUACCGAAAAUGAUGCCGAAGAAGUACAGCAAUGCCGCGAGGAAGUGCCUCGCGCUCGGGUUUGAAAGAGAGAACCCGAUGGAAGCGGACCAGACGUUUCACCAGCAAGUCAUAGGGAACCUUGCCGCCCUUCUAGACUAG
Messenger RNA from Lasiodiplodia theobromae, 2868 nucleotides. RefSeq names its product Protein kinase domain-containing protein. The transcript is spliced from 2 exons. The record is from RefSeq and is a predicted model, not a curated record. The coding region runs from base 1 to 2868 and encodes 955 amino acids. Gene Ontology annotation, molecular function: ATP binding; protein kinase activity. Lineage: Eukaryota; Fungi; Ascomycota; Dothideomycetes; Botryosphaeriales; Botryosphaeriaceae. Gene Ontology annotation, biological process: protein phosphorylation.